UUUUACUGUUCAAAAAAAAAAAAAAAAACAUCAAAUACAACAUCAAUGAUGGAACCAGAUUCUACUUGUGAUUCUUCAACCUUAAAUGUAUUCGAAAAAAAUAAAAUUCGUUCAUUUCAAUCAUCAACUAUAACUGCUCAUGAAACGUUUGAAAAUGUUGUUGGUGUGGAUAUGGAAAUCGUAAAUAAAAAAAAUCCAUGUAAGUGUGAUGAAUUGAAGAAAAAAAAAUUAUUAUUGGCCAAAAAACUUGAAGAAUGUUACCAAGAAUGUCGAAAUCUUUUAGAAGAAAAAGAUAAAAUUAUCAAAGAUUUGCGUCAUGAAUUCGAAAUAACGAAACAACGUGAUCCAAAACGAAUGGCAAUACAAGAUAAAAUUCAUGUCGAAAAAUUUGUACAACUUUCAAAAACUUGCAAUAUGAAUUAUCAAUUAAACAUCAUAGUUGAUGAUAUCAUAGAAGAUUUAAAAUCAAAGCUUCUCUUAGCAGAUAUCGGUGCUGAUAAGAUAUCUGAUAAGAGAUUGCUUUUGUGUUUUAUACCUGAAACAAUAUUCAGAUUCAUUUUUAAAAAAUUAAUAAGCCAAUUUCCGCUGUUGGAGAAGAAAUAUAAUGGUUUAAAUUUAAAUUUGGAAAAAAAUCUAUUGCAAUGUUUAAUGGAUAAAGUUCGAGACAAAAAACAAUGGACACAGGAACUGUAUCGUAAAAAAUAUAAAAAUUUACCUGAUUUGCAUUAAGUGGACAUUUGAUUAAAUUCUUUCAUUGCA
This is a messenger RNA of Dermatophagoides farinae (American house dust mite), 759 nucleotides long. NCBI's taxonomy places the organism in Eukaryota, Metazoa, Arthropoda, Arachnida, Sarcoptiformes, Pyroglyphidae. The record is from RefSeq and is a predicted model, not a curated record.